AUGGGGGGGCCGCUUGGGGCGAUCAUAGGAAGGUACCCGACGGGUGGAGAGCGGGGGGGACAGCCGGGUGAGGGAAUCAUACGGCACAACCGGAAAUGCAGGGACCUGGUGUUCCUCAUCAUUUUCAUCGCCUUCUGGGUUGCCAUGAUCGUCAACUCCAGCCUCGGCUUCAACAAGGGCAACCCGCUCAGGUGUUUACGGCGUCCACAUUCGUGGCAUCAUUAACAAUGUCGCGCCCGUUUCAACAUCUUUCGAGAAGGGUCUUCUUGGUUUAUGCUUUACUUAUAUUUUAUUUUUAUUUUUUAUUUUUAUGGAGAAAAAGACGGGUUCCCUCAGAUGGUGAUAUGCUCUUGAACAGUAAAAGCAGACAUCCACUGUCUGACUGACCGUUCGAGCAUAUCUUGUCGUCAAGAUCGUUUUUAUUCUCCGUAAAAUAUCAUUUUGCUGCAGUAGAACUGGUUUUUCGGUAAACUCAGAAUGGCUCCUUGAUGAGGGGCUCUUCUUUGUGUCAGGUUAUGUGCUGUUGAGACUCACGAGAGAGUAGAAGGCUUUAGUUGUUUGAUCCCACGUGAAGGGUUCCUGAAUCCCGUGGGAUUUUUUCAGCUGAUUUUUUUUCUUAUUGUUUGCUUGCGUGGGUAGAUUACCCUUCCUCGAAGUUGCACGAUUUAUUUGUUGAGUUACCUGAUCGAGUAACGUUGAUGCCAAAUUUAUUACUUCAGCUUUUCAGAUUUAUUUUCUGUGGUACGUGGUUUUUCUGGUUGGAACGUUGGGGUUAUUUUUGUCUUGAUUUCUUCCUCUAGGUGCAACUUCGCUUUACAUGUCUGAAGUGAUUAUGAACGGUGCGUCUUGAUGUGUAAGCCUGUUCUACUUCGUUGCUGCAGAACGUCACAUUGAGUUUGCUAUCAUUUACUUUGUUAAAUUUCUUGUGACUCUAUGAGUAGUCUUAAUUUCAUCAAAUUGGUUCAGAUAUAUGAUUUAUAUUUUCAUUCAAUACCCUUUUGCCCUGGCUAGGUAUGAACGCCAUCAGCAUGCUUUCACUAUUUGGCUUGUACGUAUUUUUCAGUCUUUCUUCCUCUGAUUCACUUGAUUUCAGGCUGAAUUAUGGGCUGGACUAUAAAGGAAAUAUCUGUGGGGAUAAGCAUGCCGAUCCAGAUCUUCGAGAACUAGAGGUUAGAUAUUGGAUGAAUCCCAACCAGAUCUACCAAAGUGGUGUGAAGGAUAGCCAGUUUAAGCUGGCAGAUGCUCGUAGUGUCUGUUUGAUGGAAUGCCCUACGCCUUCAGAGGAUGGUAUCAGUUGGGUGUGUGACUAUCCAGAGGGAGAUAUUAAAAUUUCAACGGAUGAUUGGAUUGAUAGAGAUUAUGAUUAUUAUGAGUUCCUCACGCCAGAAAUGAGGAACAGUUCUCUUCAGCUCCAGGGUCCUUGCUACCCUGUCAUAUUUCCUUCAGUGAAUGGUCAGUGCAGUUGCUCAUUUACUGAUCCUUACGGAAUGAUAUGAUGAAAUUCACCAGACAAUUACCUCAAUUGCUUGUUGUUUGCAUUAUCAUGGGCAAACCGUGGGAGAAGAGUCUUUUAAUAAAGAAUUUUUGUUCAUGUAAAUAGCUCGAUGUCAUCCUGAUAAAAAAAGGCAGUUUUUUAUUGUUCUCCAUCGGAAAGGCCAAAUUAGGUGGUUUCUGCUUAGUAAAGAUAUAAGUUCCCUUCAUCUAUUAAAGAGGAAAUAUUUGAAGAAACUGCCAACACACCGUUCCAUUGUUAUUUUUGUUUCCAUUAGGUAAGAAAGCGUUGUUACUUUUGCAGCCAAUGGACUGCAUUCGUGCCUUUUUUUUUUUAAAACCUUAUUUUUAAAAGAGUUUGAAAACCUGAAAUAUAGAGCCAAUGCCUUGCUGGUUAGGGGGAAACGAUGUUUUGAUCACAUUUCUUUAAACGAUCAAUGCAAUAUUUUUCUUUCUCAGAUGGAUGGAUUUUCUUCUCUCUAACGGUUUUCUGGAUAACUUUAACGUUGACAUUACUCUUUUUCUCACCAUUCAGUCUUCUGGAGCUGCCAAUUUAUUGCACGUGCAUCAAAUGUUUCUUUAAGACAUUGGCAACAGAUGGGUGGUGUUGAGAUAGAGGAUAAUAUUCUAAUUGAUAGAGCAAUCCACAAGGCCAUCAACUCGCAUUCUGCUGUAUUAAAGGUUAAAAUUCCCUCCUUGAACUAGGUAGUAAAAUUUCUUGGUUUUUUAUAUAUAUUUUUGUUAGGUUUCUGGUGUUCUGUUAUUGGUCGGGAUCAAUGGAAUUAUAGAAGCUGAUUUUGUGUUUGUAUUGGGAAAAUGACCAUCGUUUCUAUAUUUAACUCAUUAGAAAUUCUUUUCCAUGCAGUUUAUCUAUUCUCUGUGCCUUUUAUCAGAAUUUGUCAUUACCAGGACGUACUACUCAAAUUGGGUGUUUAAGGGUUUGAAUUUUGGGAAUCGUAAUACCUUUUUGUUUUCAGCUUCAUGCCUACCGACUGGUUUCAUGCCAGCAUUACGAACAUUACUGGUGGGUUAAUUAUCUACAUCAGGCAAGGUGUCAAGGCACUAGCUAGUGGCCAUGUCAAAAGUGUAAAACGUAGGAGAGAAAGGAAAAUGUGAAAUGCUGAACUCCAGAAAGUAGUGGAGGUUUAAACGAGAGAUAAAUAGAAACAAGGUGUUCGUUUAUAUUACUUAAAGCAGAGGAAAAUAAAGGGUUCGUCACCUGUCUUGUCCACUUGAUCUUGAUAUGGACUAUAACGAUUUGAUGCAGGGAAAACUGUUUCAAGUUCGUCUCAUAAUUGUCAUCCGAGUUUCUUAUUCCUUUUCAUUCUGGCUCCUUUAGGAGAGUUUACCUUUAUCUGUUUCAUCUGAUCCGCGCUAAGCAUGGACAAACGACCUCAAAUGUUGUUUUUCCUUUACGAGAUUUAGAUGGUUCAACACAAUCUUUUUUGUCUAAAUGUAUAAAUUAAAAUCAUGUUAUUUAGAGCCCAGGAUAAAAUUUUCUAAUAUUUCUAACUUCAGCAUCAUUGUCGUAAUUCUUUAUUUACCAAUAUUGCUACAGUUUAUCUGGUGACAAAGUCAAGGUUUCAAGAAGUUUUCUGAUUGCUGUCUCAUCUUAUGUUGGUACUCGAGUAGUUGGCUGAAAUACUUAUAUCUCUGGGCAGGCAAUAAUCCUUUUGAUUGUUUGUAUUAGGUCAUCUAAUCAUAUAGAGCAGUAAAUAGAUAAGGGCUUAGACAGGUUGGAUAGAACUACGUCAUUCAUGAAGUCUAGAUUCGUGUUUACAUCACGAUUGGAUUGGUCACUCCAACCACAUACACAUGUGGGAUACAAUCCUUCAGGUUUAAGUGGGAUGGUACAAACCAUUGUGGGUUGGAUUCCCCUCUCUUCUCCCAUUUCAUGGUAUGAAUCUCCUCUCACAUAAUCAAGUUCUCAUUUCCUCUUCACCAGCUCUCUGCAAAAACUGUUAAGUGAUCUAAUCCCAUGUUUUUAGGAUGACGGAGGCCAAGGCAGGCCAUUGGAAUAGAACCAAGAUCACUUGUGUGGCAUACCAUCCUUUAGGCGACGAUCAGCUGCCUCCUUUUAUUCAAACCUCACUUGUUAUCUUCUGGAUUUUUAAUAUACCUGUGACAUAUUUAACCAAUCCCAAGAUCAACUAGAUAAAGGAUAGCAAUGCUCACUGUUCUAUCUAUCAUAUGCCGAGGAAUUUCAGCCAUUAUGUUGCUUGUAGAUGUCUGCAUGGCCUUUUAUGCUUUUAGCUGAAUCAGACAGUUGCUUUACUUGUUCAGUGAACCUUCUCAAAUGAUGAUUGCAGAGGUAUGUAGCAGAUAUUGGAAAAGCAUGGCCCGUCUUGAUUGUCUGUGGUGCAAUGUUACCGUUAUUUUUGUCAAUCAUCUGGCUAUUAAUGAUUCGGCACUUUGUAUCUGCAAUGACGUGGAUAACUGUAGGUCUUUUCAACUCCCUCAUUAUAUCAGUGACGAUGUUAUUCUACAUGAAAGGUUAGAGUUUUCAGUAUAUUUUUUAUAUUCAUCAGAAAAAUCGUAUUGUUCUUCUAUUUGUAUCCCUACUUUGCAUCCUUAUUUGUGGUGUCAUGAAUUCCAUAGUUGUAGUGAUUGAAGCUCAUGGGAUGGGUGUUUUGAAACUAACUGAUUCUAGAUGAAAUUUUCUCAGAGGAAGCUGCUGUUGGAUACUAGUGAUAUGUCAGUAAUCUUCUUGAGAGCUCAUAAAUCAAGCAUGUACAUCCUCCCCUUUUACUUCAUGAUGCUAUGAUGCUGACCAUUUUCAAAAGAAUAAUUAGCCAUUUCAAGAAAAUAAUUUGGUCUUUAGAACCAGUGAAAUAAGCUAGAAUAUCUCAAAUUAAUAAUUCAUGAUGUACCAGUGAAAUAAAAUAAUAAGGGAACCAAAAAAUAUGUUUGAUCACUUUCCAGAUCUUUAUUCCCUGAAAUGGAGAAAACGAAUAGUCAGUUUGUCUUCACUUAACGAUUUUCUAUAGCAAAAGGCAUUGCUUUGAAAUGAUAUAAUAUUAUAAAUGGUUAUCUCACCUUCUGAAAGCAGAUGCUGUUGAGCAGUCAGAUAUUAGAGUCUUUUCCAAGGUAAGCAUGUGAAAAUUGGGAUUGUGGAAACUUCCAGCUGCCAGCUGACCAACUAAUUAAGGAAACUUCCACAUGUAGAAUUCUUUUUUUAAAAAACUUUUAGAGCGUGAUUAUUUGUGUCUAAUGAUCCAUAAUCUGUAGUAUACCUUACCUCAGAUGGAGUAUCCUGCAAUGAAGCUUCUCAACGUGUUUCUUUUGUUUCGACGAAUAUCAGGUGUUGAUAUUAUGAUAUUUAUUGAAAUUUUGUCGAUUAAAUGAAUAGUGCUUGGGAAGAGAUUUCAAAGGUAGGCUGUAUAGUCUUAAGGAUAGUUACAAUUGAUUAGUGUGUGUGAUCUUAUGACAGUUUUUUAAAUAAGGUAGGUGUUUGAACAUAAUAGAAAUGUCAUAUAUUUCUGGAUAUGGUCACGGUACGUCCUUUAGGAAAAUAUGUAGCAGAUACGACCGGGUUCUCUGUAACUGUCCAAAGGAGACAUGCAUCGACGCAUUCAUUAGUUUGAACAAUACAAAUGCAAGUACUCUGAAGCAAAUUAGCUCGGGUGCAAUCCUACCUUUUGCUUGGCUACAGUAUAUUAUCAGAUUAUCCACAAGUGCCAGUUGUGAACCUACCAAUGAAAUGAAGAACUGAAGGUAGAAUAGCCUUCAACCUUUGAAGUGUAGCUUUCAAUAAAUCAGCGAGGAAAAAGAAAAAAAGUAUAGGAAAAUAUGAUGAUGAAAAAAUGGCAGCAGAGAGAUAAAAACAAAAAACAGAAGGCACAAAAAUGCUUGCAAUGCCGCAAGGAUGAUCUGAAAGAGGAAAGCAGUAUGGUGACGACAACUUCUGCUGUUCAGCAUGCUUUUAUGGGCUCUUUUGCACGGAUAUAUUUGUUCAAUUACUUUUUUAUAUGAUUUUCUAUGAUGUCUUCUGGUAUUGAUUUCUAUUCCAACUUGUAUUUCAUGUACCUCGUAUUAUAUAGCUUCUACAGCAUGUGCUGAUUUGACUGGAACUCAUAUUCUGGGAACGCAAACGUCCACUAUGCCUAUAUUCAUAUAUAUCUGCACAUAUCUGACUAGUGGUCUUGAUUUUUUAGCUGGAUGGAUAGGGAACGAUGCCAUAUCUGCUGUUAUUGGUGAAAGUGAUCCAUAUUACACUGUUACUGGAAGAGUGAGUUUCAUGGAUAAAUUCAACUACUUUUAGGAAUCAAUGUUUAGUUCGCUUCAUGGAUUAUAAUACCCAAUUUCAGGAGCUGAAUCACAUGCGUGCUGUUGCUGUUCUCAUGACACUUGUAAUGAUUGUUGCCAUUCUUUCCUCAAUAGCCAUUGUUCGUCGCAUCCUCAUGGCAACAUCUGUUUUAAAGGCAAGUAGACAACGGAAAUCUUUGCUCCUUUGCACAUAUUCCCCUUAUCCAUCUUUCUCUUUUUCUUGUUCUUGGAAUCUUGCAGAAAAACAUUUAAAAAAAAUAAAUCUCUGCAGGUUGCUGCAAAGGUUAUAGGUGAAGUUCAGGCUCUUAUAAUAUUCCCAACUCUGCCAUAUGUUAUCCUCGUGAUAUUUUUCAUGUUCUGGGCCUCCGCUGCGCUUCACCUGUUUAGCUCUGGUCAGAUCAUCAGAAAUGAAUGCAAUGUCAACUGCUGUUCAUACAACCUGAAAUCCAACAGGGUGAACUGCGAUAACUGUUGUGGAUACAGCAUACACUACACCCCUCAUAUCACCGUGGCCAUCCUCUUUCACCUCUUUGGCUGCUUUUGGGUGACGCAGUUCAUCAUUGCAUCUUCCUCUACUGUGAUAGCAGGAUCAGUUGCUUCGUACUAUUGGACCCGUGGAGAGGUUUCGGUGAGUAAAGAACUUAUCGAAUGCCAUUCUUCUGUCUUAAUCUCUUAGACCAAAGUGAACCUAUGUCAUUAUCCAAAAUUUCAAAUUGACCUUGAAAAUUUGUAAAGAAAUUGAAAAUCUUCUCAGAUGUAAUGUAGUAGCCAAGACACACUUUCAUAUACUGAACAAGGAAAGAAAGCCCAUAUAUUGUCUUUCCCUUGGCUGAACACUGAUGUCUAUAUUUAAUGCAGGAGAUUCCUUUCCUUCCAGUGUUCUCUUCUUUAAAGCGGUUUCUGCGUUAUAGUAUCGGCUCCGUGGCUCUUGGCUCUCUGAUCGUAUCCAUUGUUGAGUCAAUCCGCUUUAUUCUCGAGUCAAUCCGGCGAAGGCUAAAGUUCAGUGAUACAGUUUCUGAAAGCUGGAUGGGGAGAGCAACGUCGUUCUCUUCCCAAUGUUGCCUUGGAUGCAUUGAAUGGACCAUCAAAUCGGUGAAUCGGAAUGCAUACAUUAUGGUAAGAUUCUAAUUACUCAAAAGAACUUACAUUCCUAAACCCCAUCGGCAUCCAAGUUCGAGGUGUGCUCAUAAAUUACAUGUUCCUGUCGCGGCACAUGCAUAUCUUACGGUAUUUAACUACUUCGACUGAUGCCUUAAUCUCAGAAUUGUUGCAUCUCAUUUCUGAUUUCGUAACACUGCCUGUGUUUCUUCUAUAUGCAUUCAUCUUCUAUAAACCCUUUAGAAAACAAAUCCCUGGAGGUGUGUGUAGAGCAGCACGAUGAGUUUCUGAUCUUUUACAAUAAUGUUACUACAAUGUAAAACUGUGGCGUUCCUUUUCUUCACCCAAAAAAAGCUGGUAGAAUUUUUCGAGAGAAAUAAAUGGGCUUGAAUAGCUUGAAGGUUGUGGAGGGAGAUGAGUGAUGCACCCUUGUGGCAAUCAGGGAAGAUAUCUCAGUGGAUAUUUAUGCUUAUUUUUAUCAAUUAUCGCCGAGAUGAAAUCAAAACCUCGUGCAAAUUUGCAGGGUAUAGCCAUCCUUUUAAAGAAAAGUAUUCAUUGUCCUACAUCUGCACAUGAGCGAGCUAACUCUUCUGUUUUGGUUGGACAGAUUGCUAUAACUGGCAAAGGAUUCUUCAAAGCUUCUUCUAUCGCAACUGGUUUGAUAAUGAACAACAUUCUACGCAUAGGAAAAGUAAAUGUCAUCGGAGAUGUCAUACUCUUUCUUGGAAAGCUAUGCAUCAGCCUAUUCUGCACGGUUUUUGCAUUCCUAAUGCUGGACAAUCACAAGUUUAAAUCUGCCCACAACAAGGUUUCUUCCCCGUUGUUUCCUGUUUUGGUAAGACUCCUAAAUCUGUUAUCUUAUGAGACCUUGUUCCAACAAGAUAACUGGGGUCAUGAAUCUGAACACGACUAAAGAAAGGCCCUUCUAAGUCAUUUCUUGCUUGGAUAUUCUAAGAAUGAUUAAUGAGCUUAAAGUCCUGAACUUUUUUUCCAACGUACGACAUUUCCUAUGGUCUGUUAUGGUUAUUUCCUAAAUAGGCCUCUGGCACUGGUUAUUCUUAUCCUAAACAUGAAGUGUGGAUGUGUAGGUGUGCUGGGCCCUUGGUUAUAUUGUUGCAACCCUCUUCUUUGCCGUCGUAGAGAUGGCCAUCGACACCAUCAUCCUCUCCUUCUGCCAAGAUGCCGAAGAACAUCAGGGCACGGCACAGUAUGCACCACCCCUCCUCAUGGAGACACUUGAGGACCAAGGAGAGAUGCAGAGACUAACUCAGGGAUCUUAA
Messenger RNA from Spirodela intermedia, 8135 nucleotides. Lineage: Eukaryota; Viridiplantae; Streptophyta; Magnoliopsida; Alismatales; Araceae. The record is from the annotation of a GenBank genome assembly.